UCUUCAGGCUUUAGUGAUUCUUUUUAUUUCUUGUCUCCCUUCCUCACACAAGGUGUAUCUGCAUGUGCUUGUCCAGACAUGGUUCCCUCAAAUAAUUACAAUUGAUAGCUUUUGAGUUUUGAUCAAAUGAUUUGGAUGUCCACUUGACACAAUUUUGAAGUUUCCUUUCUCAGAGAUAAAAAAAGGAGAAUUAGAGGCAUGUGCUUUUGGAAGGUACAUUUUUUUUUUCUUGAAGAAAACAGGUUAGCUUCCUCAUAAGUAUGUAGGCAUUCAAAAAACUGAUUUGAAAACUCAUGACAAGGGGAAGGGUACUAAGAUUUAGAAUUUGGAUAAUUUAUGCGUAUCUUUAUCUGCGGAUAGGGAUUUGAUUGUUAUUUAAACAAUGAGGUUUUUCUUGGGUAUAAUAUGUGAAGCUUAAAAAAAGAGAGGAAAAAAGGUAAAUUUUUAAAAAUAAAAAAAAAACUAAAAAUGGUGGAAAAAUAAAAUAAAUGAGAAACUAAUAGCACAAACAUCAAAAGAUAAGUAGAUUUGCAACAUAUAAAAAAAAAAUGAAAAAAAACUGUUUGGCAUUAAAAAAAUGAGAAAAGUGAAAAAACGUGAAAAAACACGUUUUUUCGUUUUUAAUUUUAUUUUUCAAAAAAACACGUCUUUUUAGUUUUAAACGACAAUUUAAUUUAUUGCAUUUUUUUCGAAAAAAAAUGCGUUUUUUGUGACACUGGUUAUUUAUACAUUUACAUUGAUGGGGUUGGUAAAUCUAGCGCUUUACAUAUUAAUACCUUCCAAAAGUGUUUUGGAUGGACCAACUGACAAGAUAGGAUUUUAAUAAUCUGAAUCUCCUUAGGAGGCUGAUAUAAGAAACUGUAACUUGAGGGUUUAACCAUUACAGAUGCAACGCCAUUUCUGAUUUCUGCAUUUCAGACUAAAGAUCCAGCUAUUCGAACCAUAUUUAUGAUUUUAUUGUAUGAUAACCUGAUGGCUGCCUUCAGGUUAUUCCAGGAAGUUCACAUGUUCAAUUCAUCUGGCUUUUUAUGAGUGUAAGAUGACUUGUCAACUUUUACACCACCUUAUACAGAAACACUAGCAAUAUCCACACAAUGCAUAUAAUUGGAUUGAUGAUAACUAGUGGGAUGUUGUGCGAGUAGUAGACGUCGCCAAGUUGACUGCAGUUUGUAGAUUUAUUCAGGUUGGUGCUUCUUUUGAAAUUCUAGACUUUGUUUUUAGCUUCGCUUAGGGGGUGUUUGGUGUGGUGGGAUUCUACUGUUAGUGGAAGAAAAAUCUAAAAGUUGAAAUUUUCUUCCUGCUGCAACAAAUGGAGUUUCCCUAUCAAGAUUUUUGUUGAACCCCCUCUUAAUCCAGAAAGCUUUAUUAGCCUGUUAAGGCUGGGUUUUCUUUCUCCAUCAGAGGUGUCCCCUAUUCCUAUGCAGCUGCACACCCCUCUUCUCCAGCUCUUUGUCCAAAAAAUAUUUCUGCUUGACUGCUUCAUCUCGUUUGUUUUUCUUUUUCCCCUGUUUUGUUUCUUUCUUUUUGCUGAUUGUGCCUCUUUAUGUGAUGCUCUAGAGUGGAUUACGUUUACUUAAAGUUUAGAUAAGAUGCUUUUGUCAGAAUUCAGACCUUGAUGUCCAAAGUCAUUCACCUGUGAAAAAGAAGAGACAAAGAAGGGAUUCAUUCUCUCACAAUGUAACAGCAGCCUAGUCAGAGGCAUGCCCUAACUUUGAUUAGUUAUAAAAUAGAACUUUAUGUGACUAAGUGAUUCAAUGUAAAAUACAAAAAUUACAAGAUUGCCCCUGUCUACACAUAUAAAGCAAACACAACACAUGAUGCAUGGUUUGGAUCCUAAACAGAACAAAUCCAAACCCAAAAAUUCUAAACAUGGCUUUUCACCUUCUACCUAUGUCACAUGGUUGCGGGUGCUGAUGCAGCGGGGCUGUAUAUAUGUGUGUGUAAAUUAUUUGUUACAUUGCUAUUUAACUGUUUAGUGGCCUUAUUUAUCUAUGUUUACACUUUACAUAUAAAUUUUUGUAUUAGAGAUAAUUUAGUUAUGUGCACAUUUAAAAUGGCCAGUUUUGACUCGGUUUGGCUGACCGAACCAAAUAUGCUGUGUCAGAGAAGCACCUGCACCAGCAUCAGCACAGGUGUGGCACCAUUUAGAAGCACCCAUGUGACAUAGCAUUCGAUGUUUUUUUUACAAAAUAAGCAUAAGAAUAACAUCUUAAUAACUGAAAAAAGAAUAAUUAUUUUCACACCAAUUACUAUGAGCAAAGCAAGGAAAUAUGCACUCACCUGUAAGGCCAUCUGUUCAAUUUAUUCAUUUUAGAGAACUGUUUAAACCAAGAAAGUACAGAUGGUACUGAAAAUAUUUUCAGAUGAAAGGUAAAACUGAAAAUAUAGUCGGCCAUAUUAGUGAGUUUGCCAAUCAUAACAGUAUUUCUGUUUAACAUAUUUCCAACAGUAAUUUCUUUUAUCCUAGAAAACUUCUUCAGGUCCAACAAAGUUGCAAACAGAACAAAUGACAUUAUGGAAUUCUUCUUCCAGUAUAUCAAUCACACCUUGCAUUUGGAAAAUGUCCAACCUUUUCUGGGCCAUCAAGCACCCCCUUGGAAUUCUGGGAUUUGUUAACUUGAUGAGGUAAAAAGUUGAAAUGAAAAUAGAAUUUGAGAUCAUCUAGAAAUGUCAUCCUUCCAAAGGUUUGCAUUCAAUUGAAUCAUGGGACUCCAGAAAUUCAGAAGUUACUAUUUGCAAUAAUUACACAGUAUUCUAGGCUUCUAGAGUUUCAACAUCAGGUUACUACAAGACCUGGUUUCAAGUGUUGUCUAAUGUUGCCUGAUUCAAAAGCUUAUUUUGGUAGAGUUCAUGGUUCUGUGUUUACUUCUCCUGAUUUGGCUCAUUGGUGGAUAAAAAUUUUGACCUCAUUUGUGCUUUGCAAUUGAUGAGAUUACAUUAAGCCUCAUGAAAGCUAAAGUUCUGAAUGGAAAUCACAUUGACUUAUCUGUUUUCUAGCAAGCGUUGACUGUAUAAAAUACAUAAGUGCAUUUUUAUGUUUCCAAUUUGGGAAAUGGAUACCUUAAAAUCUUAAAAAGUGGGAAGCAAGGAAUGAAUUGGAAGAAAAUCGUGCAUUAAAUUAGGAAUGGAUUAAGAAGCAGACCGGAAGUUAAUUAGGAAUAUAAUUUUAAGGAAUAGUAUAUGUUUUUGAACUUAAAGGAAUAUAAUUUUAAGGAAUAGUAUAUGUUUUUGAACUUGCUUGUUAGGCAAGAAAGUGAACUCCCAUAGGAGAGCAUGGGUGGAGGCAAGGUUCUUCCAAAUGGGGAAGCAAGAAAGGAAGCAUGCCUCCUCUAUAAAAAAAAAAAACACUAUACACCAUGCCUCGGAAGAAUUGGCUUUUGGUGACCCUAAAGGUAUCCUGAGUUUGGGGCUGAUUCAUGGCCAAUUUCAGCUCAGCUGGAUGGGCUAUCCUGAGCCUAUGAUCUGCCCAACUUGUUGCCCUCCCUCAAAUUCUGCCCUCUGCUGUCCCAUUUGAAGAGAUUUGAUGCUUGGCUUUUAUUCUAGUAGGCUAUUACACGUCUAGCAUGUACUUUUCUUGUUCUAGAUAUGGAAAAAUUCUCUCUUUCUGUUGCAUGUACGGGUGGACUUCUUAAUGAGUGCUUGUUGAGGUAUGAAUUUAUUCUCUUUCCUCGGUUAAUAAUUAUUGAAAAUGAGCAAAUGCUUCACUUUUUCUGUUCUAAUUCAAUAUUUCUUUCUUUGCGUCAUUCUUUCUGGUCGUUUUGGUGGAACCACAAUUUCUUUCAUACGAUUUCAACUAUUUUCUUGCCAUCCCAAAAGUCUUUCCAUGCUGAACAAGCUUACCAAUAGUUCUAUUGUUUGUGCUUUCAGUUGUCAUUCAUGUGUAUCUAAAGUUGUGGGCGUAUGGUAAGUUUUGGGUUCUUUUCCUUUCUUUUCCUCAGGAUACUAAUGUUUGUGAUCUUCUGCAGCUAUUUAGACUUGCAUCUUCACUAUGCAACCGAUUGUCAAUCUGCAGGAUGUGCUUGUUGCUGAUUCUCUCUCCUAGAGAAAGAGAGAGAUUCUGAUCUCUUUGAUUUAAGUUUUGUUGGCAUACAUUACCCCCAAAGCCGUCAUCCAAAGUUCCAAACCCAGUCUUCUUGACAUCUAAAUGUUGCCAGAAACUUUGCAUUAUGUGAUUUACUUGAGAUAAUGUGACAGAGGUUAUACUUUAGGUGUUAAAGGAAACUCCUGCGGUGCAAAGCAAAUGAUUGUUUUGAUGAAUACAGGAAAUUCUAUGAACGUGUGUAUGUCUGCACACGCUCACUCAUGCAUGUCUUUAGCAUGCAACGAAAUUGCUGAUACCCCUGCUAAUACUACACCUGGGGAUUUGCCUGAUGUCAUUCAUGCAUGUGAUGAGUGAUUUGCUGCAACACAGUUUCAGUUCUUGUCCUGGGCUUGCACACAGAGGGUUUUCAUCAUGGUGCAGGCCAAGGCAUUUAGUGUGCAGUCGCUGUUCAACCUCCAUGGGCGUUGGACGCUUGCACAAGCCUAAACAUGCCUAGACCUUGGGUGCGGGGGGAUGGUCCAUUAGGUUUGCUAUAUUUCCAAGUUUUAGAUUCUAUAUAGAAAGAUUUUUCUAAUUUUAGCUAUAUCCGUAUCUAAUUUUAAAAUUUUAAGCAAUGGACAUUUACAUUGGCACAUCUAUCAUUGCUUUUUACUUGUGCGUUGAACUAAGCUUUGACAAGUUAGAAUUUUUUAACAAAAUGUGGAUACUUCAAGGGUGUUUGCAAGAACAUUGUAUUCUUGGUAACACACAUUUCAAAAACACUAUAUGUUUGUUUCAAGAACCAUUAUGUAUCUUGUAACAAAAACCUGGUAUUUUUAGAUCAUAUAUUGUAAGAACGUGUUUGAAGAACAUGAUGUUCUUAUCGAACGCUUUCUAAGUAAAUUAUGCAAAUUGCAAGCAGCUAAUGGAAUGACGUGAGUACAUUUCCAAAUUAUGGAAACUCGUUUUCCUAAUAUACAUUUUCGCUUACAAUAAUGCAUAGAUGAAUGUAUGAUUGCCCAUAUGUGUGGUUACCUUCUAAGUGAAGUUCUAAAAAGCCGCUUAUUAAGUGAAGUUUCUUCACUUCAACAUCUCUGCAAAACUCUCCUUUUACCACUGCACUUUCCAAGGAUGUGUGUGAAGUUUUGAAAGUGUUCCCAAGGCAAAAUUCCAACCAAUUUUAGGAAUCUUCGCUUGCACCAAGUCAAAACAAGUUCGAAACUUUCAAAGAAAUAGUGUCACCAAAAGCUAAUUCUACCCUAAAAUUUUCCACAUCUACAAAAAGUUUAAACGUUUCCUAAUAGGCCAUUUUCUUACUCAAACGCAAUAAGGUUUACUUCAUUCAGUGUUAUAAGAUUUUUGAAAUAAAUUAUAAAUCGUUCAUGAUAAUUUUGAUUGAAUCGCCAAGUAAAGCCUUCUUGAAAGCGCUCUUCUGCUGGCAAAGAAAUCAUUUUUUGGAGGUGUAAUUUUUGGUGCGGGGUGACAGACGAAGGAUUUAGACGACGUGGGUGGCCGUCGGGGACAGCAAAUCUGAGCGCUCUUCUAAAAGUCAAUGCACGGGUAUCACAGAUUUGCAGCAUACAUGCUUGAGAUCAGUUGAGAAGGUUUUGAUGGUUAUAAACCAAUGCGGGGACCUGAUGGAUAUGCAAGCAGUUUUCUGGUUUGACAUAUGAAUCAUCAUUUUUUCCAUGAACCUUUUUUGUGCUUGUGUACUUAAGUCUUAACAUAUUGUAAUUGGUAAUAAUUCAGUUCCACAAAUUGGAUGUUCGUUGCAGAGAGUGAUAGAGAGUUGGAUGAAUAUGAAGAAGAUGAACAGUACAAAGACAAUGACCAGUAUGAAGAGGAAGAAGAAGAAGCGGCAUAUAAAGAUGAAAAUAAUGAGGAAGAAGAUCCACAGCUCACCAAGGACCAGUUGGAAUAUUUGGAAAGGAGACAAAAGCUGAAGGAAAUUGUAAGGCAGAAAAUGAAAAAGGAGAAUGACUUGGUUUUGGUAUCAGCCAAAGAGAAGAAAUCAUCUUCCAGAGAUAGCUUUGGUUCUUUCUUUGGGCCUUCUCAGCCUGUUGUUGCAAAAAGAGUGAUAGAAGAAAGGCGUGGUAUGCUGGAUUUACAUCACAUUACAAUCAGUGGAUCAAAGGCUGCUUCACAGCAGCAAAACAAGAAUGUCCAUAGCAUGGCAAAUGCACAUAGAAGAUCUACUGAAAGUAGGCCACCACCUAAGCCUGUUGACAAGGUAUGGUGGUCAAAAAGGACUUGCCUACAACGAUAUGUAAAUUUUACCUUGAAGAGGAUUGCUCUGUGCUUGCAGACCAAGCUGAAAACACAGAAACUUAAAGAAGCCAGAGAUUAUUCAUUCCUGUUGUCAGGAGAUGCAGAAUUUCCUGCACCUGCAAAGGAUCCCAUCCCUCAACCAAAAGUGCUUCCUACUUUUGAUGCUUGGUCAAGCCAAGUGACUGCCAAUCGAAAGCCAUCACUGAGCAAGCCUGCGAACGCACUGCGUGCUGUCCAUGGUAACCAAGAAACAGUUUCAGCUGGUAGGCUUCCACUUCACUUUGGCGCAGAAAAAGGUGCUCCUGCGAGCAACCUUAAAUCAUCUGGUGGGACUAGGAAAAUUCCUGCUAGUAUUUCUGGCAAUGGUGAACCUAGGAAGCCUCCUGCUGGCAAUGCAGGAAAUGGUGGACAUAGGAAGCUUCCUGCUUGUAAUGCAGGAAAUGGUGAACCUAGGAAGAUAGCAACAGGAAAUGGUGAACCUGGGAAGCUUCCUGCUGGUAAUGCAGGAAAUGGUGAACCUAGGAAGAUAGCAGCAGGAAAUGGUGAACCUGGGAAGCUUCCUGCUGGUAAUGCAGGAUAUGGUGAACUUAGGAAGCUUCCUGCUGGUAAUGCAAGGAAAGGUGAACCUGGGAAGCUUCCCGCUGGUAAUGGAGGGAAUGGACUUGGCCGGCCCAUUGGAACAAAAGUGCCAGGUCAAAAGUUGCGUGGUGCUACAUUGGACCACAGGAAGGCUAUUAGUGCUACAAAUAAGCAUAAGCCUUCUGUUAGUGCACCAAAGACACCCUUACCAAAGCAGCAGGUGGUGGUUCAAAAGCAAUACAUAGAGCAGAAAAGGCUGAGCAUGCAACUAAUAGGAAAACAGAAUGGGAACCCUCAAAAGCAACUCCCUUCUUGGCCUACAAGCACCAAACGGCCAAAGAAGAGGCCUGCAGAUGAACAUUCUGAUGACGAAGGGAGUGGAGGGGAUUACCGAAGUUUGAUUAGGCAAAUGUUCAGGUAUGAUCCUAAUAGAUAUAGAGGGAUGGACGAAGAUGACAGUGACAUGGAGGUAGAUUUCAGACGCAUUCAAGCAGAGGAAAGGCCAAGCGCAAGGAUUGCAAAAGAGGAAGACGAGAGGGAACUUGCCCUCAUUGAAGAGGAAGAGAGGAGAGAACGGGAGAGGAAGGAAGCAAAGAGGCGCAAGCUCAUGAGCAGUCGGAGGUGAAGAUAACACUGUAAAACAAGGGGGUUAAUUUAACUUCUUGUGUUCCUGUAAUCUCCGUUGAGAGAAGGCCAACAUGCAUUAGUCCGACUUCACUGUAAUUGCACAUAUUUUUUCACUCAUUUAUGGUUGUAAACUUCUGUUUCAUCCUUGAAUAAAGAAAUGUAUGAUGUGAUUAAUCUUUUA
Molecule: messenger RNA, 7676 nt
Organism: Nymphaea colorata (pocket water lily)
Lineage: Eukaryota; Viridiplantae; Streptophyta; Magnoliopsida; Nymphaeales; Nymphaeaceae
Exons: 9
Coding region: 5784-7493 (569 amino acids)
Biological process (GO): nucleosome assembly; regulation of DNA-templated transcription
Cellular component (GO): nucleolus
Molecular function (GO): histone binding; DNA binding
Source: RefSeq, a predicted model, not a curated record